UUUCAUUGCAUGAAUUGAGCGAACGGCAGAGGGAUCUGAUUCGUGAAAGAGUAACUGCUACAGAAGAGACGUCGAGACCAUGUCGACGGUGACUUUCGAGAAUGUGUUCCAUGGGGAUUCGUCGCAAGUAGGAAAGCUUCGAUUCAACGCUGCUGGAUUUGGAUGGAAGUCGUAUGAGAAUGAGGAAAACCAACCUACAACGUUCAGCGGGAGUGAUUUGAGGUCGGCCGCUUGGCUAAGAGUCGCAAGGAACUUCCAGCUUAGAUUGACGAUGAGACAAGCGGAUCGAGCGAAAGUAACCUUCGAUGGGUUCAAGCGAGAGGACUUUGAUAAAGUCAAGAGAACACUGGAUGACUACUUUCACAUCAAGGUCGAGUCCAGGGAUCCUGCUUUGAGAGGAUGGAAUUGGGGACGUGCGACAAUAGACGAUGGCGAGCUCUCAUUUCAGGUUCAGAACAAGACUGCGUUCGAACUGCCGCUCGCCUCCGUUACCAAUUCAAACAUUGCCGGCAAGAAUGAAGUUGCCUUGGAAUUCACUCCUCCUUCCUUUGACAUCAAACCUGGCUCAUCGACUCGACAACCGGACGAGCUGGUAGAGAUGCGAUUCUACAUCCCUGGAAAAAGCAUGAAAAAGAAUGGAGGCGGAAGUGAUGCAGGCAGUGAUGCAGACGCAGAAGGAGAAGAGACGGAUCGCGAUGAGGAUGGCAAUGAGAUCAGCGCCGCUGAAGCCAUGCACAAUCUUAUCAAGGACAAGGCGGAUAUCGGAGCAGUGGUCGGAGACAGUAUAGUGGUAUUUGACGAGGUGUUGAUCCUCACACCAAGAGGUCGAUACUCUCUGGAAUUCUUCCAGGACUCUCUCCGUUUGCUUGGCAAAUCUACCGAUUACAGAAUACCAUUCACCUCCCUCUAUCGCAUGUUCCUGAUCCCCAAGCUGGACGACAUCCAUGUCCAGCUCGUCAUCGGACUCGACCCUCCAAUCCGGCAAGGAGCGACUCGAUACCCAUUCUUGGUCGCGCAAUGGCCAAAGGAUGAAGAGGUGGAUGCUGAGCUAAAUCUCUCAGAUGAAGACAUCGCAAAGUAUCCGGACCUUCAACGCAAAUACGAGGCUCCCACUUUCCAGGUCAUCUCACGGGUCCUCAAAUCGUUGUCCGGCAAGAAGGUGACUCCUCCGGGAUCGUUCCGCAAUGCCCAAGGGAUGAACGGGAUCAAGGCAAACGUCAAGGCAGUGCAGGGCGAGCUCUACUUCUUGGAGAAGGGCUUGAUAUUCAUUGCGAAACAACCUAUCCUGAUCGAUUUUGGAAAAACGGAAAGCAUAUCUUUUUCGAGAGUCGGUGGAGGAAUCGCUUCCGCGAAGACCUUCGACAUGCGAGUGGUCUCUCGAACCGACGCUGCGGAUCAUGUCUUCUCCGCCAUCUCGAAGGAGGAAGUCCAGCCAAUCUCAACAUUUCUGCAGUCGAAGAAUCGAGGACAGCGCAGAGGAGGACGAGGACGAUGAGAUGAGUAUCCAGAGUGAAGACAACCGAGGGAAAAGUCAGCGCGGGUCCAAACCGUCUAGACGCGCAGCCGAGG
This is a messenger RNA of Kockovaella imperatae, 1569 nucleotides long. RefSeq lists its product as hypothetical. Bases 80 to 1495 code for a protein of 471 amino acids. Gene Ontology annotation, molecular function: nucleosome binding; histone binding; DNA binding. The record is from RefSeq and is a predicted model, not a curated record. Gene Ontology annotation, cellular component: nucleus; FACT complex. The transcript is spliced from 11 exons. Lineage: Eukaryota; Fungi; Basidiomycota; Tremellomycetes; Tremellales; Cuniculitremaceae.